This is a messenger RNA of Mobula hypostoma (lesser devil ray), 1054 nucleotides long. Its product is annotated as E3 ubiquitin-protein ligase RNF170-like. The coding region runs from base 96 to 791 and encodes 231 amino acids. The record is from RefSeq and is a predicted model, not a curated record. Gene Ontology annotation, molecular function: ubiquitin protein ligase activity; metal ion binding. NCBI's taxonomy places the organism in Eukaryota, Metazoa, Chordata, Chondrichthyes, Myliobatiformes, Myliobatidae. The transcript is spliced from 6 exons.
AAUUUGUCAAUUGAAGUUUUGAAGAAUAUUAUUAAGUAGUUGCAGUGAACUGUGGAUAUUCUGCGCUUGCUGUUCUACAACAAUCCUACUCCAGGAUGUUGCGGCAACAUUACCUUUGUCCGAACAGUGAGGAAAAAAGAUUGAAUCAUACUAACAGCAACAGGAAGGCAACAGCUGUGAUGAAACAGUGUUCAGGCCAGCCAAUGGACAGCUGCAACAGUAGUUACCCAGAGUUGCAAACCUAUUCAAAGUCUUGUUUCCAUGGUGAUCUGCACUGUCCCAUUUGUCUCCAAGUUCCAAUGCUUCCUGUGGAAACCAGCUGUGGACAUUUAUUUUGUGGGCCAUGUAUAAUUGCAUAUUGGAAACAUGGGUCUUGGUUAGGACCUGUAAGCUGCCCUCUAUGUCGAAGAAAGGUGAGCCUGCUCUGUUGUCUGUCCCAUGAGAAUCACCAGGAAUGGCAUGGGCAGCAGAUCCUCCGAGAUAUCAGGGAAUACAACAAGCGUUUCUCUGGACAGCCUCGACCUUUUGCAGAUUAUGUCUUUGACAUGCCACUGUUGCUCCAGAUGGCCUUCAGAGGGCUCUUGACAAUGACUGGAUUAGUGUGGAUCUUCCGUCUAAGGAUUGCAAUUUGCUUCUUUGGAGCCAUCAUCCACCUUACUUCUCCUCUUGAUAUUAUACCUGAAGCGUUCAGUGGGAUCUUGAGGACUUUUGAUGAUUUGACAGUUGUAAUCCUGUUGCUUUUCUGCAUGAUUAAUAUUUGCCAGCAGAUGGGGCUAGAGGAAGCCACUUGAAAAAAUGCCACAACUCAGUGUCUGUAACCAUUUCUAACAAAUGUUCAAGGAAAACUGUAAAUAUGCUUUAGUAAUUUGAAUUGAUACCUGUACACAGAUUUUUAAUGUUACUAUUGCUUAGUAUUUAAUAUCCUUGUUUGUAAAAAAAUAUAACCAGACCCUCUAAACUGUUUUUAUGUUAAUAAAUCUGAAACUAUUUAUGCAUUUGACUAAUAGGUAUAAAAUACACUUUUAAAAUCCUUGAAGGUCCAAAAUGAAAAUGU